This is a messenger RNA of Paramecium tetraurelia, 408 nucleotides long. RefSeq lists its product as uncharacterized. The record is from RefSeq and is a predicted model, not a curated record. NCBI's taxonomy places the organism in Eukaryota, Ciliophora, Oligohymenophorea, Peniculida, Parameciidae. The transcript has a single exon.
AUGGGAUGCACUUGUAAGGGAAGUAAGAAACCUAAGACCACUUUACCCUUGUAAGUAAUUAAAUUUUCCUCCCAAUAAGAAUGGAAAAGCUGUUAGAUGAACAUUAUGAAGUAAAGCAUAAUCAAUAUUGCAAUCUUUAGUCUAUUAAGAGUAGUUCCAAUGUUAAUCAAAACUUCUCUAUCAAUAUCAUCAAUGAAGGUAACUCAGGUCAAGGAAACCUAGUUAUUUUAAUUAAAGGUUCAAAUAUAGAGCAAAGUGAAUAAGCGAUGUGAUUCCCUAAUGUUAAGAUUUAUGUAUCACAAACUAUAUUAUGACUACUUUUGCUUCACUCUCACUUCAAAAACCAACCCUAUUUUACAAUAGAAUAUAAAAAUUAUAAUAAUGACAUGCAAACAAAACUCAUAAUGA